Molecule: messenger RNA, 5389 nt
Organism: Mobula hypostoma (lesser devil ray)
Lineage: Eukaryota; Metazoa; Chordata; Chondrichthyes; Myliobatiformes; Myliobatidae
Product: zinc finger homeobox protein 4-like
Exons: 7
Coding region: 291-1241 (316 amino acids)
Source: RefSeq, a predicted model, not a curated record
CUGCCCCUUCCGUCCCCCGUCCCCCGUCCCCCGUCCCCCUCAGGGCUCCGCCGGCGUGUUGUGACCCCAGCAUCUGCAGUGGUUUGUGUCCGCGAACGGGACGAUUGCUCCCGGCCGCACCGCUCCUUCCCUCUUCGGGCCGGAGAGCAAUGGGAGCCGGCCGUGGUCUGUGAUCAGCUCCCGCCACUGCCUUGAACUCCGGGAAAGGCGCUCAGAAUCACCCUGUCCGGGCAGCGGGGUCUACACGGCCGCCUCCGACUCACUGAUCCACGGCGGACUGUUUGCCCGCAAUGGAAACUCUGGAAGAAUUUGACCAAGAGUAUCCUCUGAGUAAGAUGUUUUGUAAGCGCCUGAGUAAAGAAGAAUUUGAGAUUGAAGGACUGACUUACACAGAAAAGGCACUGGAGGACUUGUUCCACGCCAUGGAUCAGAACCCAUCGCUGUGUGAGAAGGUGGUGCGCAAACGCAAACAAGCGGAACUGGAGAAGGCUGGAUUGAAAUCUUUUAUUAAGGCUAAGUUCUUUUCAGCAAUAGAUGGUGGGAUGAAUCGCUGUAAUGCUGUUAAAAUGGACGAGUUGCGAGGCAGGCUACAGUGUUUGAAGGAUGAGAUGAUGAAAGUGCAGACUUAUGCAUGUGAGGCAAAAGGACAAAGAACUUCCAAGCGACUUGCUGAAAAAAGGCUGAAGGAACAGAGUGAGAGUCCUACAAGGGCCAGUUCCUCUCUUACAUCUGCUGUUCCUCCACCACCACCUCCACCUCCUCCUCCUCCACCACCACCGCCUCCAUCUUCCAGCAAACUGCCUCUUAAAACCCCUCUGAAAGACAAGUCCAACCUCUGCACAAAAGAACAAAUGGUCUUGGCAACCCCCGAUCUGCUGGAGAGUUAUGGACUGGCCAGACUGAAUCGACGUUCAAAAAGUAUUGGCGAUCUGAGAGACCCUGAAAGUCUGCACAGUCUUCAUCCUGUCAAGAGCAUUCACUCUGAGCUACUGGCUGCAAACCAUUUUAAGAGGCUUCGUUCAACAGGGGUUGACAGAUCUCCAGGUGGGACUCCAUCCAAAACCCCCAAGGUCAAGGCAGAACAAGGGGAAAUGAACUCUCCUGCAUCUUCUUUCAACAUGACUUUAUUAAAUAAAUUUCGAAAUACCAAGAGCCCUGAUGAGAGCACUCCACAAUCUCCAACCCCCAGUGACACUGACAGUGACAGCUCUGGAUUUGCCACCCCUCCAGGGAGCCCAUGAUGGGGACAUCAUCCUCUGACCAAAGAAUCCUGCUGAAUCAGUGGAAUCAUGUUUUGUCUGAUCUUUGCAUUAAGCAGGUGUGAGUACACAUCAUGGAACCAAUUAUUACUGCAGAAGUCCAAAAAGUAAGGGAAAAAUCCUUAUUUUUAGUACAAUAUAAUCUACAGGUAAUACAGCAACAUCUGUACUUAACAAAAGACAAUGGUUUCAUAUCUCAGCGAGCAUUGCUAGAUUUCAGAACCGUCUUAUUACUUUACAGUGUUUUAUCUAGUUCCAAUAUAUUUGUCUACAAUGCUUGAUAUUUACUAGAUUUGUUUUUUGAGAAUCAGGCAGCCACGUGAAGAAAUGGAUUGCAUCUGGAAACAUCCCGAUUUAAGUUUUCGACUGUUUAUUGUAGAUAUAAUCAUCUGGAGGUACAGAAUAUGAGAGAGAAUUUGGAUUUUGAAAAUAACAAAACUGGAAAUGUCCUGAACAAAUCUGUGAAAAAUCACUCCCUGCAUAUCUCAAAUUACAUGGUUUCCAAACAAAUGUAAAAGCAAUGAUCUUCACAUUUUGCUAUGCAGGGAUACAGCUUGUAUUUGAAGCACUUUUCCUGCAUCAGUUGAAGUAUGAGAAAUACUGUGAUGCCCUUUAGCGAUGAAUGUAAUGUAGGAAGUGGGUCAAAUGUACCUGUUUGCUAUGCACUCAUUUUGAAGUGCUUGUACCCAAUUCCCACUUCAAUCCCAUACAUUGAGAAAUUGGACCAGAUACAAUUCCUGUUACAAUUCUUCCUGUGCUGGUAUCAUAUCACAGCAAUAUUUCACACAAAUUGUGGUGCCACCUGAUGUGGCUCAUUUUAAUUAGAAACGUUUGUACUUGGUGACAGAAAUUAGAUCAGUAAGUGACAAAUUAUGAUCUUUGCAUCAACCCAUGAUUAAAAACAAGGACUUCCUUUUGAAUGUAAAGUAUAAAGUAUCCCUACUGGCAGAUGGCAAAGAUUGAGGUUUCUGUGAGCUGGGAAAUAUAGUUUGUAGAUCUGUUGGUUUGUGGCCCGGAUCCUAAUGCUAAUUGCUGCAUAGUUGUGAUUUGUGCACGUCCCCGAUAUGUACAAGUCGACUUUUAAUGAUCUAAAAAGGGGGGGGGGGAAAACUGUGUCCCAAUUUUGAAAAUUAUUUUGGUGAUUAACAUUUGUAAAAGUGACAGGUUCAUUUGGUUUGCUGAUGAGAUGUAAUUAUAAAAGAAAAGGUGGCAGUCUCUCUGAAGCAGGUCUUCAGUUUAGAAAGCCUUGUGCUUCACAAAAACCAUUGCAAAUUUGAAGGAGAACAGAACAUUUUUGUUAUGUCAGCCCUGAUUUUAUUCUCUUAACAUCAUGGUCAGUAACAAAGGAUUUACUGGAGUUACAGUAAUAAUUAAAGUUUGUUACAAUGAAACUUUGAUUUGGGUUGAUGGGGAAAUUAUCGAAGGUUUUGAAUGAAAUACAUAGGCAAAUGUAUGUAGGUUUUCAGUAGGGUUUUGGUAAACUGUCAGUUCAGAUUUGUGGUCAUUACUCUUUCUGGAGUACAUGUUGAACACAGAAAAGAUAAGGAUACGAUGGAGACAUUAAAGCUCAAUGGGGAUGUUAGAAAGUACAGUAUUUAGAAAAUUAAUACAACAUAGAAACCAAAGCACAAAUGGCUAUUGAUGCAAAGAAAAUUAUUUAAGAGAAUAACAUACCUGGAUACUUGAAAUGAAAAAUAUGGAAAUCUCAGGGGAUUAAAGUAUUUUGCUGUUGGAAUUAAGAAAGCACAACAGUAACUGGGAAAAGGUUUUUCAGAAGAGAUGUUAGAAUGAGCCCAUGCUCCCCCUCCAUCUACCUGUCAAGAUGUGCAUGAAAGAUUCCCAUGGUGGUUUUAAAGGUUCUGCAGCUGCCUUUAACAAUUUUAAUCAUCAUCACCAAAAUUAAAUCUACUGAUCACUUAUCCCAUCUGUCAUCUGUGAAUCUUUUCCACAGCUACAGGUCCUUCCUCAGUUUAGGACAGGAUUUCAUUCCUGUGAAUAUUACACCAGUCAGAAAUGUGGCCUCAAACUGAAUUCCCAGGCAGCAGAAAGUGCCUGCAGCCCCAUAGCAGCUGACAAAUCUGUCCCACCAGUCUCCCCAGUGCUAAUUCACGUAUAUCGGUUGUACACGUUAGGUGUUUGUAAGCUUGUCAAGGCCUCUAAGUAACAGUUAAGUGCUGACUAAGUACAAGACAAAUUCUACGGUUAUAAGAUUAUUAUUUUUAUUCAAUUUUUGAAAAGUGGAAUUGGAUCAUUUUAAUUCUGUAAAAGCUUCAAUCAAUUGUCUGUUAUGAGAUGUAUGAAUUUCUGCAUCAAGACAAAUGUAGGUGCUUUCCAUAACAAGACAUUUGCUCAAUACUGUAUAUGGGUCAGUUUGCUGGGUAGCAUCAGGGCAAUUUUUGAAGAAGUUUUUUUUGUUUACUUGUGUUGACUACAUAAUGUUGAGAAUUAAAGUUUCUAUUUUGUUAUUCUUUCAGCAGUGCAUUGCCUUGAUCCUUGCUGGGUUUAGUACCCAGUUUAGUGUGUAGUGAAAGGGGCAAAAUUAUACAUUUAUAGUUUUUAUUUUAUAUUGUUUAAGCAGGUGGAUUAGGAAUCAAUUUGGUGACUGAAAUUGCUUUUUUCAUUAAUGUUAUUUUGAUAUUAAAAUUUGUUAAAUUUUUAAAGCCAAUUUAUUUCUUUAACUUGAUAAUAGUUAGAAGAAGCAUUUCAAUUGCAGAGACAAACAAGACUGGUGUGUAGUUUUUCCUCUUCCUCGUACCUAAGCAUUUAUCAAAGCAUUUUGAACAUGCUGCAAGAACAACCUUUAAUUUUAAUCUUUUGGAUUUUGGGUUUGAUAGGUUGUAUAUGAACUCUGCAAACAACCACAUGAAAUGUCUCUGUUCUGCUAGCUGGUAAUGUUGUACAAGUACCGUGAUUCAAAUGAAAUCUCUCCUAAUGUAUAUUUUCAGGCAAUUUAGAAUUUUGCUUUAUCUAACUUUCUCAGAAUAAAUAAUUUUAUAUUCUAAUAUUUUAUGUGAAUGUUUACUAUGUAAUUAUAAUUAAACCGUACACAUUAAAUGGCUUUUAAUGGACUUGCCCCAUGGACCAUAAUGAUGAUGUGAUGAUGUCGACUCAGGCCUGAGAGGCCAACAUCGGGCGUUUUCAUGCCUUACAAGGCACGGAUCGGAAGCUGUGUGGGGCGCCUCUCCUCACACAGACAUUUCGCAGUAUUUUUCUUUAUCUUACGAGGCCAAGUUGCCAGCUCAACACUCAACCCGGCACGGAUGGAAAGCAUACUCGGGAGUGGCCCAACUGGACUUGAACCCGGGAACCUCCGUUCCAGAGUCCAGCGCUGAUGUCGAUCCGACCAUAACCACUUAGGAUACUUCAGGACAAUGUUAACAUUAAUGUCAAAACCCAAUGUUCUCAAAUGUGUGACCAUAGGUUCGUAUAAAACAAAGAGGGAGGCCCAUGUCAUGCCCCGAUCUAAAUGUUUUAUUCAUGGCAUUGUUUCCUGAAAAAAAUAUUAAAUAAUCCUAUUGGGGGAAUGAAAGACUUGAGAUGAUUUUUUUUUCUAUGGUUUUUCUUUGGCACCUAAACAAACAUGAAAGAUUUACAUUCUCAGCUGACUGUUUGCUUUUAUUUAGAUUUAAGACCCUCAUUUCAGGUUAAACUAAACUAUUUUCAAUCUUUAUGUAAAGUUCUACCAUAUUGUUAUCAUUCUUUCCCAAAACCUGCCUUAACACUUGUUUUCUCAUUGCAUGUUGCUAGGACUAAAAUAGUCCAUACCUCACUGAAUCCUCAAAAUAUUGAUCUGGGUAACUAUCUGUUAACAUUCCUGAUUGCAGCUCAGACUAUUAUUGAUAACUUGGUUUAUGUAAUCUACAGGUAGAUGAAAGUCCCUAUUGGUUACUGCAUUAUCCUUGCUACAAGAGUCUCCAAUUUCCUAAUUUAUAUCAUCCCCUACAUUACUACUACAUCAGAACCUACAGCAAGCUCCCUCCAAUGUUCGCUCAAACAACAGGAAUUCUGCAGAUGCUGGAAAUUCAAGCAACCCACAUCAAAGUUGCUGGUGAACGCAGCAGGCCAGGCAGAAUCUCUAGGAAGAGGUACAGUCAGCGUUUCAGGCUGAGACCUGACGAAGGGUCUCGGCC